AUGAUAGUUUCCAUUCCAAUCAGCUUUGUGGUUUCGUUUUUCGGCGUGUUUGCCAACGUUUUGAACCUGAUCAUUUUCCUCAACCAGAAAAACAAAGACAGCAUCUCAGUAGGUCUGGUGGCGCUGAGCUUCUCCGACCUGUGGCUGGAACUGAUUUCGUUAGGAAGUGCCGUGAUCAAGUCUAUGGAGGCGCUGGAGCUGUUCCCUACAGAACUUGUCGACCUGCCGUCUCUCAUCUACGUGGCUGUAACAGCCCCGUGUAGUUUCUUCUAUGACGUCAGUGCUGGUACGGUUGUUCUGAUAUCGCUGGAGAAAUGUGUUUGUGUUUUUAGUCCCUUCAGGGCCAAGCGGCUCAUCACACAAAAACGAAUGUUGGUCGCCAUUGGAGUGGUCUAG
Molecule: messenger RNA, 396 nt
Organism: Physella acuta
Lineage: Eukaryota; Metazoa; Mollusca; Gastropoda; Physidae
Cellular component (GO): membrane
Source: RefSeq, a predicted model, not a curated record